UCCCUGCUCUCAUACGCAAACGCAAGUCUUCUCUCUUCUCUCCCCCCGCGGCUCGCCGCCGCCGCCAUCACCACUCACGACGGCCGAUUCCGGCGAGCACCGGGGGCGGGUGGCAGAUCAACGAUCUCCCCACGCCCCGCUCCUUCCUCCCAUCCCUCCAGAUCCAACGGCGCCGAAGCCGAGGCCGAGGGUGGAGGCGACACCUCGUCCUCAUCCUCCUCGUCCUCCGCCGCCGUCUCCUCCUCCUCUAGUGCCCCUCCAGCGGCCGCAACAGCAGCCUCGCCGGCGGCGAUGAGGACGAGGACGGCGUCGACGACGGGGGCGGCGGGGAGUACGAACUCGUUCGGCGUCGUGCCCGUCAGGCCCGCCGCCGGGUACGGGGACCAGGAGGAAGAGGAGGCGAGAGAUUUGUUCGACUCCGACAACGAGGAGUACGUCAAGACCCUCCGCGUAGCAACUACCUAAUUCCAGCGCGGGAUGCGACAACGCAUUUGGCCGGAGGAGAACGUGGCAGCGGCAUCUCCUGGCGAUGGCGGUGGGCAGGCAAUGCUUCAAGGCGACGGGCUGAGGCGGCGGUGCAGGGAUCCGCUCGAUCUGCUGUUGCUGCUGAGGGCGGACGGGGGAGCCGGGUCGAGGUGGCAGGUUCGUCCAUGAUGCCAACGGAGCGAGACCAACGGGGAAAGGAACAGGGCGUGGCCUCACAUGGUGGCUUGCCGUCUGCUUCACUGUUUCAUACCUUUCUCUGUACAAUUUCUUCAGCUUCAGAAACUAUUUUAUUUUUAGAAGGGAUUUGAGAUGGUGCCCGACAUUAUAGUAAGUUCAAGACUGUUGCUGAAUGAUCGGUGUGUGCAACCAGACCUCCGUCCACUUGUUUCUAUGUUUGAAUAUUCACCGGUUCUUGAGAAUCUGACGCUUCAAUUGCGCAAGAUUUGCCAAGUCAUUUUUCCUUCGAGGUAUUUAGCAUUGCCAAAUUUAUAUAUUUACCUAAAUUUAAUCUUGACCCAAUUUGCUCUGGUCAAUACAUGCAUGAUGCCUUUUCUUUUCUAUAAACUGGAUGUAGGGUUAGUUUACUAUGCCGAUCCGAGCCAGCAUCAGGCGCGCCAAGCUCGCCGUCCACAUGCCUCCUCUUCGUCUGCAGCCGCAGUGCCAAAUCGCUCCCCAUCCGAGCAGAUGACUGUGCGUGAAGCACUGAGUUGCGCCCUUGAUGAGAUGUCUGGCAAUGCUUCUGUUUUCUUAAUGGGAGAAGAGACAGUUCAACGAACUGCUCUGAGAGGGGAUGUUGAGGGUGACGACGCCGACGAGCAAGUCGGCGUCUGUAAAGCUUCGCCGGAGCCAUUCCAGCUCUUUCAAAGCCACAAGGCAAGGAAGCCGAGGAACCAAGACGCCAACGGUGCGGAGCCGUUUGCCAUCGAGAGGACUAGGGCUGCCAUCAGGGACCUCUAAACCAAGCUCAACAUCUCCCUCGCGCCUCCAUCAACAUCGUGUCCCGGAGGGUCGUCGCCGUCCGUGACGGCGAGCUACUGCCGCCGCAUCGUCAGCCGCACGGUUAGAGGGAGGCAUCAAGGGCCUGCCACCGCUGUCGGGGCCGACAUGCGUGCAAUUUCUAUUAAUGCAUCUUAUGUUGCCAAACAGCAACAUGCUCCUGUCGAUCCUAUAUCAUUGUGGGCGUGGCAUACCAGUUUCUUCCUCAGAUGAUGUUCCAAUAUAGUAAGUUCCAUCAAGAAUUGCAUGUACAUGUGCCGCUAUCUUGAUCCAAAAAGGAAAGUAAAAAGGGUGUUCAUCUACCUGGCACCGCCCAGAUGCCCCUUAAGCGGCGCGCCCGUGGCGCGCCCCAACUACUAGUUCUUACUAAACAUGGCUAGAUUGGGGGCAAUGGAAUUAACUUCUUUUCUAACUUUAUCAAUCAAGUUUUCCUUGU
Triticum dicoccoides is the source of this 1918-nucleotide messenger RNA. RefSeq lists its product as uncharacterized. Bases 796 to 1443 code for a protein of 215 amino acids. Lineage: Eukaryota; Viridiplantae; Streptophyta; Magnoliopsida; Poales; Poaceae. The record is from RefSeq and is a predicted model, not a curated record. The transcript is spliced from 8 exons.